GGCAUAAAUAAGCCAAACUCAUUCCAGUUCUAAUUUAGGGUUUCUUCUUCUUCAUCUUCUGCCUUCGAGUCUGUGACUGUGAGAUUUAGAGAUCGAUCGAGAUGAGGCUUCUAACGCACAACAUGCUGUCCUGCAACAUCAAAGGAGUAACAAAUGGAUUUCCAUUAGGUUUAGAAAUAGUUAAACACGAAGUCAAAGAAGUUGAAUUCAAUUCAGAUUUCAUCAGAAACAUGUUUGUUAAGAUUGAAUGGAAAGCAUUAGUUGAUGCCGCGAAAUCAAUGGGUUAUGAAGAAUUACCUGAAGAAGUUGAUUCGCCUAUGCUUGAGAGUGAUGAGUUUUUGAAGAGAUUUCAUCAUGCCCUUUUGGAACUUCAUCUUGAAGAAGGUGCACUUGUUUGUCCUGAAACUGGGAGGAAGUUUCCUGUUGUUAAAGGGAUUCCUAAUAUGCUUCUUAAUGAAGACGAGGUUUGAGAUUUUUAUAUUUUUUUUUUAUCUUCUGUAGCUGGUGAGAUUUCAUAUCUGAUGAUGAAAAUUAGGGUUUUUAAGUGUGAUGAAAUAUGAGAUUAGGGUUUUAAUUCAUACAUUAAUCUUCUACUCUAUAAAGAUUUGGUUUGGUUUGGUGUUUGAUUUUGUCUGCUUGAAUUAUUUCUCUAGACUCUUAUAUGUUUGUGAAAUGCAAAACCCUAAACCCUGUAUCUAUAUGCAUCCAUGGAGAUUUCACCAUGGAUGAGUCUAAUCUCACUGAAUCUGCUCCACAAAUGCUAGCUUAGGAUUUCAAAAUUUCAAUCAGCGUCUUUUAAAUAUUGUUUGAUUCAGUAGCUUAAGUUCUUGGAUUCUAAAUUUUAGCGAGAACGAUUUCAACAGUGUAAACUGAUUGGAGAACUGAGUUACAUGGUUAACUGGCAUUUGUUUCUUGCAAAUUGCAUUGGAGUGAUGUUGUCUAUGAGCUUUAGAAUGAAACUUCUCUUUUCUAGUGCUGAAUAUAGGUGCUAUAUUCUAGUUGAAUGUCUAAAUUUAGUGAGAAUGAUGUUGCAAUUUGCAAAGUCCUGGUUGAUGCUGUCAUUGUCACCAGACUAAUCAGAAACAUUGCAUCGUUAAAGGAUAUUGUUAAACUCAAUCAUGCGGCUUCUCUCUAGCACUUUGCCUCCGCACUCCUUGAUCCACAUUAGCUAAGAAAGUUGGGGCUUCCUCUGUAGAUGGUAGUUCUCAGCUGGUCUCUGGACUGCUGUGCUGGUCGUGCCGUUGUCCGGCAGACUCCAAAAUUUUUGUUGAAUGUUUUCUCAGUCUUCCCCCUCCUCCAGUUAAAAUCAUUUGUUGUGAUGGAGCCUCUAGAGGUGAUCCAGGUACAUCUGGAUGUGGUUUCUUAUGUAGGGAUAAUUUGGGUGCUUUCAUUUAUGCUAAAUCAGGUGGUCUUGGACCAGCCACCAUCUAUGUUGCAGAAAUGAUUGCGAUUGUUAGACCUGCUGAAUGGGCAGUGCAACAGGGAUGGUAUGGGAUUCUCAGUCUGUCAGAUUCCAAGGCUGUUAUUCAAAUGUUCAUGGUUUAUCUUUGCAAGAUGUUGGCUGAAUACAAAUUAAUAACAUUCAGUUCGGGCAUUAGACCUGAUUCGCUAUCAAAGCUUGGACGGCCUUAUGAGCAAUAUUUUAGAUUCGUUAGUUUUUGGUUUCUUUUCAUGGGGUUCUGUUUUUGCCCUGUUUGCGUCUUCUUUUGCUUUACUUUGUGGUUAUUCUGUUGGCCCAGUUUGUUAGUUCUCAAUUUUUUGGGUUAGUUGUA
This is a messenger RNA of Papaver somniferum (opium poppy), 1772 nucleotides long. Its product is annotated as multifunctional methyltransferase subunit TRM112 homolog A-like. NCBI's taxonomy places the organism in Eukaryota, Viridiplantae, Streptophyta, Magnoliopsida, Ranunculales, Papaveraceae. The coding region runs from base 102 to 470 and encodes 122 amino acids. The transcript has a single exon. Gene Ontology annotation, molecular function: protein heterodimerization activity. Gene Ontology annotation, biological process: tRNA methylation; peptidyl-glutamine methylation; rRNA (guanine-N7)-methylation. The record is from RefSeq and is a predicted model, not a curated record.